AUGCCAGGCGCACCAUCACCGGCAAACUCCCUGCUUCUGCAAAUACACCGCACAUUGCAGCUUGCUCAUUCAGCUUACAGACAUCAAACCAGGCGCAUUUCGACUGCAAACCUCGUUCUAUUGAGAAUCCAGAGAACAAUCACGAAUCGAACAGGCUCAGAUUGGAAGGCUGCGACCAGGCCACUGCCUCAGAAACACCACCCCCUUUGCACUCAUCACGCAACCGAGAGAGCAACCGUCCGAUUCUUUAGAACCACCGCAACUAUGGCCAGCGACGAGUCAUAUAUGGACUUUCUGAACAAGGCGAACGAGGAUCCGUCUGCAUGCAAGGCAAACAGUUCAGAGACUACGAGCAGCAGUGACUUUAGGAGCACCGAGUCUGGGAUCGAGACGCCGGCUGUGCUAGUCAAGGCUACAAAGGAUGCGUUCUACAUGAGCGAGGCAGACGAGCCGUUUGUACCGGUGGCACUGGGCUGGGAGAAGGGACUGCCAAACGAAGAGGAAUUCGCCAAGUUGAUACAUCACUGGGACGCCGCCAAUGCCCAGGUGGAGAUUAUGGACCUGGCAGAUUGGGACGUACAGGGGCAGUACAAUGAUCUUCUGGAGGCGGUAAGGGAGGCAGGCAAGGGCAACGAUGUCAGGGUGUACCGAGUGCCGGGGAAGAAGUCGUCGCGGGUCGAGUAUUGGCUUGUCACGACGACGGGGGACAAACUGGUUGGUGUCAAGGCGCUUUCGAUUGAAAGCUAG
Molecule: messenger RNA, 747 nt
Organism: Pyricularia pennisetigena
Lineage: Eukaryota; Fungi; Ascomycota; Sordariomycetes; Magnaporthales; Pyriculariaceae
Exons: 2
Coding region: 1-747 (248 amino acids)
Source: RefSeq, a predicted model, not a curated record